AUGUUACUGGCUGAGACCCUUCCGUCAGUGAAUUGUGACCUGUACUUGAUGGUGCUGCUGUCUGAUCAUUACAAGAGUGAUCACAGUUAUGGCAGGCUAGUGGAAGUCACCUCCUUCCCCGAGUGGGAGGAUCAUAUAUUGAAUUAUCCAUCAAUGUUUCAGGACCCUGGGCAGCAGAUUGCAUUCAUUGCCAAUAUGGAGCAAAGAAAGUCAAAUGACUGCACUAUAAUUGGGAAAGUAGCAGCUCAUGUUCCCGAUCUCAUCGUAUAUGGCGAUUUCUCCCAGGAGGUGCCUUUCAUUGAGAGUUUUGAUGGAGUAUUGCUUUUUGCAGACAUUUCAGGUUUUACUGCACUGACAGAGAAGUUUAGCAUGGACACCAGUCUGGACCGUGGCGCUGACCAGCUAACACAGACUCUCAAUCAUUACGUUGGGGAUAUUGUGGAAGAGGUACUGGCUUAUGGAGGUGAUAUCUUGAACUUUGCAGGGGAUGCACUGCUAGCACUGUGGAAAGUGCAACGAAGUCAGCUGAGCGAUAUCAUUACACUAGCGCUGAAAUGUAGCCUGAGGAUCCAGGAAGAAUAUGGGGUUCGUGAGACUGAAGUGGGUCUGGAGCUCCGAGUGAAGAUAGGGCUAUCUGCAGGUCACAUCUCCAAAGUUGUUGUUGGAGACAAUAAGCACCAAUAUUUUCUGGUAAUUGGCCGAGCAGUGGACGAAGUUCGGUUGGCCCAAAACCUAGCAAAAGCAAGUGAGGUUAUUCUAUCGCCGAACUGCUGGGAACUCUGUAACAGGAGCAUGAUAGAAAUAGAAAGAAUUAAAGAUCAAAGAGCUGUUAAGGCUAGAUACGUAAAGAACAUCUCUGAGAUUGAGUUUGAUGAGUUCUUCUGGAAAUGUACUGAAUACCUACAGCACUACCCCACUGGUGAAAAUAUUCUCAGAGCAACCUCCACAUUGUCUCCUAAUGAUGAGCUGGAGAAGUCCCUCCGGAAGUAUGUGAUGAGAAACAUUCUGAAGAAGAUUGAUGACAACCAACCUCUAGAAUAUUUAUCUGAGCUUCGGCCAGUCACAAUUGUCUUUGUGAACCUGCAGUUUGACGAAAGUGCCAAUACCUUGCAUCUGUGCAAGGCCAUUCACGAUGCCAAUGUGAAGAUCUCAGACAUCAUCUACGUCUUCAGAGGCAAAAUCAACAAAGUCUUUAUGUUUGACAAAGGCUGCACAUUCCUGUGUGUGUUUGGGCUCCCUGGGGAUAAGCAGGCUGACGAGAGCACCCACGCCUUGGACAGUGCAUUUAAAAUCUUCAACUUCUGUUCUGAGAGGCUCAUGAAAAUAAAGCUAGUUUCCAUCGGGGUUACCAGCGGGCCAGUGUUCUGCGGAGUAAUUGGCCAUCGUGUAAGGCAUGAAUACACAGUCAUUGGCCAGAAGGUGAAUCUCGCUGCCCGGAUGAUGAUGUAUUAUCCGGGGUUAGUGUCCUGUGAUGCAGUGACCUACGCCAACUCCAGGCUGCCUCAUUACUUCUUUGAAGAGCUCCCCCAGGCUGAGAUGAAAGGAGUUGUGAAUCCUGGCGUGGUCUAUCAUUAUCUUGGCAUCAGUGAAAAAACAAUGUUUGGCAAAGCGUAUCUCACCAAGAAGAGGUCUGAGUAUUACCCCUUACUGGGUCGGGAAAAAGAGCUUGAAAUCUAUGACAUUUUACUGAAAGGAUUUGUGGGGUCUACAGAAGGUCACGUCAUAAUGUAUGAAGGCCUUAUGGGGUAUGGAAAGAGCCAGUUACUUGCUGAAAUUGCCUACUUAGGCCAUGAAGCUGGCCACAGGGUUGUUGCUAUGGAGCUGACAAAGGUAAAUGUGCAGCAGAAUUUUUUUGCCAUCCGGACACUCAUGGCCAUGUUUCUGGGGAUUGAUGCCUGUAAAUCUUAUGAUGCAAGACAGCACAUCCUCCAAGGCAAACUCGGAGGUGUGGUAGAAGAGACCUACUAUUGCCUCCUGAAUAACAUCUUUCUUGUUAAGUUCCCCAUCUCUGCAGAGGUUUCCAAAAUGGAUAAUGAAACAAGGACAGAGGAGAUGGAACUAUUUCUUGUGAAAAUACUACAGAAGGCAGUGGAGAAAGACAUUCUCAUUUUUGUCAUUGAUGAAGCCCACUUCAUUGAUCUUGCAUCAUGGGAAUUUCUGGACAACUUGCUCUCCAGGAUCCCAGUGUUUAUGGUCAUGUCUCUAUCUCCUCCCAGCCGCCAAGCACGGCUGCCUUGUGUUUCUGCUGCAAACAUAAUUAACAGCGCAAAGACCACCUACGUUCAGCUGCGGGAGCUAAAGCCCUCUGUGAUCCUGCAAAAAGCCUGCCAGGACCUUGGGGUGGUCAGCAUCCCCCGGGAGUUAGAAACGUUCUUGAUACAGAGAAGCCAUGGAAUCCCAUUUUACUGCGAGGAGUUGCUGCGGAACCUCCAUUUAAACAACAUGCUCAUCUUCCAUCCGUGGGAGGAGGAGGAAGAAGAAGAUGAUGAGUGGGAGGGCCUUUUCACCAAUGCCAUCAAGGCCAUCCCCUCCAAAACGGAAUCGCUUUCCAGCUCAGACAAUGACUUGUACAUUUGCACCAUUCGCCAGAAUGUUAAGCUGCAAAAUAUUAUGCUGCCCCCUACCUUAAAAGGCAUUGCACUGGCUGAGUUAGACAACAUGAGCCCUUCGGAGCAGAUGGUAGUGAAGUGUGCAGCUAUCAUUGGGCUGACUUUCACGACUGAGCUGCUGCUCCACAUCCUUCCUGAAUGGACCAAGAGGAAGAUGAACCAGACACUUGCAGCCCUGGUGGAUUCCCACAUCUUCAAGUGUUUUAAUAAAAGAAAGGACUCCCAGAAUGCACAAUCACAGGAUAUGCCCUCCACAGAGUUACUUGUUUGCCCUGGGACAGUGAGAUCAAUUGGACAAGAGUCAGAUCUGGUGGUCCUAGGUUUGAUCCCUACCACCGAUGACCCACCUCCCACGGCUGUGUUACACCUUCAGUGUGGACAGUCCCAUCAGUGGCUGCAGCAGAAACAGAGCCUUGUGUGCUCAAAUACUGUCCUAGCUGAGAGAGGAUGGAUAAACCCACGUUAUCUUUCAGAUAUCCGCCCUUCUGUUUAUAACCGAAUCAAGCAAGAGCAGCUGGUGAUGCAAUGCGGUGUCAUGGCGUUCUGCAUGCCACUGCUGCAGGAAGCAGCCUACGAGAUCUGGCUGAAGAGCCAGAAGAAAGCCUUACAUCUCAAGUGUGUGAGCUAUCUGGAAGGGGAGGCUCACAAAUGCAGACGCUGCGGAGAAGGGGACUUCAUUUCAUUUCACCGCCACACUGUGGAAAUGACGCUGGGGAGCACUGAGUCUCAGGAAAGCAGUUCUGAGCAGCACAAGGAAUACCCAUUCAGCGAAGCAGCCUCACUGAUCAUUUACACAACCCUGAAAAGGCUUCAGGCACCCUCAUUUGAAGGGAUGGAGAGAAAAGCUGUCACAGCUGAGGCUUCCCUAACCAGCACAUGCUCCCUUGAAAGUGUCCAGAGGACAACUGAAGACAUCACUACUUCUACUUUCUCCAAGAAGUUAGAGUUAUUACUUCCACAAGACUUUGAGAAAGAGACUGUAAAGGCACUAAAGAAACACAAGAUGUUGCCAGAGGAAAAUCUUAAAGCUGAAGAGAUAGAGAGGGAGUUUCUGGAGAGGCUGGAUGAGAUCAUUCAGCAGUCUGACAGGGGUCGGGAGAAGAUCAGGCGCUUGGGAUCCUGCGAAUGUGAAGAGAUCGUGGAGUCUGUUUUUGUGCCCCUGGCCCGGCACUGCAUGGCGAUGGGAGAAUAUGCCAGAGCCUUGUAUUACUUGUUGGAGUGUGCAGCUGCUUACUUACAUCUGUCAAACAACUACAUGGCCUUUAGCAAUUUGGAUACAGCAGAGAGUCUGAUCAAAUCAGUGGAUCUCAGAGCAACUGUAAUUAACCAGUUUGAGGAAGCUACCUUCUACAGCCUGAAGGGUGAGGUCUGUUAUAACAUGGGCCAAAUGAAUUUGGCAAAGAAAUUUAUUAGGAAGGCUUUGAUUUUAUUAAACAGAAGAUUCCCAUUUACCUUGAUUGGAGUCUUUUUUAAGACUCUGCUGGAAGUGUCAAAGCACGCGUCUCACCAGAAGAAGCAGCAAUUCUUGUAUAGUCGCAGUAAAGGGGAGAAGAAAUUAGCUUUCCUGUACCAGCAGGGCCACUGCCUUUCCUUAUUGUGGCAACUUUUCAGCCUGGACACUGCUACAAACAGCAAAAAGUUCUGUCGCCUGGCAGCACUCAUGAAAGUGAACUCAGCAGAGGAAUCGGAUGAUGAGAGCCAGAUCAUUUCAUCCUAUACGGAAUUCUCACUCUGCUGCCAGAUGAUGGGUUACCAAGAUGAAUGGAUGAAAUAUGAGCUGAUGGCCAUCCAGCGUAGCUCUCACCUACAGGUUGUCGGAGGAGGGCUAUUAACAACAGUUAAAUUAGCACAAUCACUGGCCUAUAUGAAGCUCUGCUUGGGUAACCUGCCCCUAUCUAUUCAAUUAGGCUAUCGAGCACAUGAAAUGUGUGUGCGUCUGAAGAAACGGAAGCUGGACUAUCUGGUUCUCUGCAUGCUCUUCAAAGCUCUCUUUCUGAGCAUCAGGUACCAAGAUUGUGUGCAAGUACUGAGCUGGCUGGAGGAGUUGGCAGUUGAGGAGGAGAGAAUCAUUGAGAUGGCUUGUUUCUUUUCUUACUGUUUAGAACUCUUGCUUUAUGCUGGAUUUUCAUUUAAGUCAUUUAAAGAGUGCCUGGAAUUCAUACAGCACAAUGAAAAAAACUGCAUCCUUAUCUCUCAGAACAGCAUCAUGUUGGGGCUGUAUUCAUCCCUGGCCAUUUGGUUUGCCAGACUUCAGCAGUGGGGAAACUUCAAGGAGCCGUUUGAAAAGGCCAGAAGGUUGCUGAGGAGAACUAAUGCCUCAUUCUUUGCUACCAGUGGAUUCUGUAGAUUCUUGGAGUGUGAGGUCCUUGUGCUACGGAAACACAUUGAGGAAAAGCCUGAAUUGGUCCGGGAGACUCGUACUAAGACGCUAAAGGACUUGGACCAGGUUCUCUCUCGAUGCUCCACAAGCCCUAUCUAUUACCCUAGGGUUUACCACCUGAAAGCCUAUAUCCUCCUGGUGUUGGGCAAUGAAGAACAGAGCCAAAUCUACCUAUCCCAAGCAUUCCAACUCUGUGACAUAUAUGGAAACCUCCUGGAGAAAUCCUGGCUGGAGAUCAGCAAUGAAUGGUGGUUCACUGCAAAAGGCCCCAUGGAAGACUUAUGGCUGAAGGCUGCACCAGACUUUCCCAAGUGGAAAAUAGGAAUGACAGAGAAAGACUUUCCAGAGCUUCAUAAAACCAAGUACUUGCUGCGGGUGCCAGCAUUGGAUAUUAACAAUCCUUUCCCAGAACCUGAGAUCCCCCAUGUCUGAGCUGCAUGUAGUUCUGCCCAACUGGAGCACUUUGUAAGCUUUUGUAACCAUCACUGCCCAAAUUUGUGAGCAUUUAUGAUAUUCCUACGGUACAACACCUGCUCUCUGCAAAGUCCUCUAAAUUUGCUCAUCUCUUCCUUUGGUAAAUGUGGGUUCUAAUGUCUCACUGUGGCUUGCUUAGACCAUUUUUUCCUUACUGUUAAUUAAACUCUGCAGUAGCUCUUCACUAUAGUAAUGUAUUCCUUUAUAAUCUGGAACAGAGUCUAGUGCUAUUCCCAAAAAGGAAAGUCUAAUUUAAUUUUUUUUUAAACAUUCAUAACUAAAAUGCACUUUCUUCAACAAAGUCACUACAACUCUCCACCCACUGUAACGAUGUGACCUAUGUGACACUACUGAGAGUAUCAAUUCAGGACAAAUUGCUUA
Messenger RNA from Gopherus evgoodei (Goodes thornscrub tortoise), 5844 nucleotides. RefSeq names its product adenylate cyclase 10 (gene ADCY10). Bases 1 to 5421 code for a protein of 1806 amino acids. The record is from RefSeq and is a predicted model, not a curated record. Gene Ontology annotation, cellular component: cytoplasm. Gene Ontology annotation, biological process: cyclic nucleotide biosynthetic process; intracellular signal transduction. Gene Ontology annotation, molecular function: protein binding; adenylate cyclase activity. NCBI's taxonomy places the organism in Eukaryota, Metazoa, Chordata, Testudines, Testudinidae. The transcript has 34 exons.